GAACUCCACGUGCUGCUCACUACUCGAGCUCUGCAUCUAAGCUCUCACCCCGGACAAGCGUCUUUGCCCGGAGGGAAGAUGGAUGCGCCAGAAACACCCGCAGAAACUGCAUUGAGGGAGUCUGAAGAGGAGGUGUAUCUGCCCAUCGAUGAUGAGGGCUUGGUUAGGCUGGGUCUAGGCAAGCCAUGUGAGCAUGGGAAAGUGGUCCACCCUUACUUUGUCCUGUUAUCUCCCUUGAGCACCUCGCGCAUUCUGUCACAGCUCCGACCCUCGCCAGACGAAGUGUCGCGGAUAUGGAGCCACCCUCUUCGGGCUUUAUUAUCAUCCGAAGCGCCACCCGGAUUGAAGUUGCGCAAUCCUUCAACAGUGGACAGGCAUCGACCUGCGCAGGAGUGUUACAGAUCUUUUUCCGAUGUGGACUGGUUCGGCGGCAAGUACCGUCUGCAUCGAUUCAGGAGCGCCCAAGAACACCUCAAGGGCUUGACCUGCGAUAUCCUACUCUACGCCGUCAGUCUGCUGUACGCAUCGCCAUCGUUCAACGUGCACGCGCCUCAGCAGCGCACUUUCGACUCGCUGGUCGAAGAAAUAGUGCAGCGUCAUAAACGACGGCAAGGCCGAGCAUCGCAACGCUGGGGAGAUGGAGAGAGCGGGGACAAGCAAGGAACAUCCGAAGCCUUUGGCACGGUCCAGGGCAGGGAUUGGGUUGCCGUAGCCAAAGACGAGGUGCAAGAAUCAUUGGCGGGGCUGGAAAAUGGGUUGGACUCGCGCGAGGCUAAAGAUGAGAGGGGAGAGACUAGGGAAGAUCCUGAUUGGGUAACGAGAAGGAGGCGGACGCUGAUCAAUGCCUAA
This is a messenger RNA of Ceraceosorus guamensis, 849 nucleotides long. RefSeq lists its product as hypothetical. The record is from RefSeq and is a predicted model, not a curated record. The annotation marks the transcript as partial. Gene Ontology annotation, biological process: coenzyme A catabolic process. Gene Ontology annotation, molecular function: coenzyme A diphosphatase activity; acetyl-CoA hydrolase activity. The transcript is spliced from 3 exons. Lineage: Eukaryota; Fungi; Basidiomycota; Exobasidiomycetes; Ceraceosorales; Ceraceosoraceae.